AUGAGUAAUCUAGACGCUAGUCGAAUUCUCGAAUCAGCUCUUAAGGAUGUGGAUGCUAUUCUAAAAGUGAAUGAAAUCAACUCAACAGAGGCUAAUAUUACCGAAAAUAAUCAUUUCGACAACCACCACCUGCCAGAAGUUCCACAUCUGGAUGUUACAGACUUAAAUACGGAUAGUGCUGCAUAUGAGCAUGUAGGAAAUUUAGAUGAGGAUUACCUUUACAAAACUGGAAAGGAGUUUUCAGUUCUUAUUGACAGACUGCAAAACUGUAUUGACAAACUGAAUCAUACAGGACCUGCAACUGCUAGUCAUGUGACAGGAUAUGGAAAUACGGAUUAUGGAAUUACUCGAGAUCAUAGAAUUCGACUAGUUCGUCCUGUAACUACACAAAUUACUGAAUUGGAUUUAAGCAGAAUUAGAAAAUCUCCACCUCUUCAGUCUUUAUAUUCAUCCAACGGAGGCACAGUGUUAAGUGAUGAGCAUUUUCAACAAAGAAUCAUCAGACUACAAGCACAAAUACAAGCACAAGCAAAUCUUAUAGCAAAAUUAGAGAAAGACGUGAAUGUGGUACCACCAUCGAAAUCAACUUGCGGUAGUAGCAAUGGUAAUAGAGGAAGUCAUCUCUCCAUAAAUAUGAAUAAUUUGGAAUUGUUAACUGAAGUCUCCAAGCAACACUUACGGAUUAGUUCUCUGGAGGAGACAAAUCGUGAUUUAGAAGAGAAAAUUAAUAAACUAGAGAAAGAAUUAUCCCAACGUUCAGGUUAUAAUAAUCAUUUGAAAACUUCAUGUGAAGACAUACAAAGCAUGAAAUUCAACAGGCAGUUUGUUGGUCAGCUACGUGGUUCAUGUCGAUCUAUUUCAGCGGUGAAUAACAAUCAUACAAAUAAAUUAAAUGGAUCACUGAGACAGUUGAAUACAGUUAAUAAAGUGAACUAUUCCUCGCUACGGUGUUCUGCUAAUCCAGUUGUAUUCAACGAAGCUCGAUUCACUACUGCUCUCCAACCAGAAUUCAAUUCAAAUUUCGUCUGUUAUUCACUGACCGGUACUCAAUCAACUCCGCCUACAUCCAGAUUAAUGUAUUACAAUCCCUAUAAUUAUGAUAACUGUCUACAAAGUGAAGAUAUGAAUCCUAAUUUCUAUCCUACUAGUCAUAACCACCAUCUACCUGUAAUUCCUAAUCAGAUUAGAUCCUUCAGCUUGAAUGAAUUACGUCAUUCGAGAGUUAUUCAACCCAUUUGUCCCAAUAAUAAUAAUAAUACUAACAUGCGACCAAGUGUUCGUUGGGAUGCCCAUAACCGUUCCGCCGGUGUUAAAUCUCCAUCGACAAGUGGACACACCUAUCCUUUAAGAGAGAAUUUCUAUCCCAGCACACAAGUGACUGCUGUAAGUCAACUCCCGCCACAAUAUGCGAGCAGUUAUCAUCAGAAGAGUUAUGCCGCCUCACGUAUUCGUUCGCCACAACCACAACCACAAAUACAACCAGCCCAAUGGAUUGAUCAAAGAAAUACUUUUCAUAACAAUGGCAAACAAACACUGACAGCGUUUUCAAGCAAUGAACAAGUAAACAUGGUAUCCAGCGUACCGUGUCUACCGUGUGAUUCACCGGCUUCCGUCAAAUGUAGCACCUCAGAAAAUGUGUAUUCCUCCUUCAAUACGCCUAGAAAUCAUCGAAUCUCGCCUCAUAUGAUGAAUAGUGUUAAUCAUGCACAACAAGUCAAUGAAAUCCCACAGGAUUUUGGAUGUUUUAUAGACAAUGAUAAGUUGACCAUCCCCGCCAAAUCUGCCAAUGGUAAUCACCAUCUAUUUAAACGUAUAUUCACGGAUCGACCAAACUUUUGCCUAUGGGAUAAAAAUAUGAUCUCUGCUUGGUUGUAUAGAAUCGGUCUUGGCUAUACAGUAUCAAAUACUCGAAGAUGGUUAAAUACCGGUCAGGAUUUGGUGACUGCAUCAAAGAAAUCAUUAGCACAGUUGAUGGGUAUUCGUAAUCCGCUACAUUUGAAAAAGUUAUCAAUACAUAUUCAACGUUGUAUGAAAGAUUCUAGCCUUAACAAUCAUGCUUCUUUGUACAGAAAUAUAGAAGCACCUGAGAAUUUUGAUAUGACAGGUUGGUUACACGAUAUCGGUUUAUCAGCAUACAUUCCACAAUUCGACAAUUGUAUUAUUGAUCCGUAUGUAUUAGAUCAACUCAGUAUGGAUGAUCUAUCCGUGUUGAAAAUGUCAAAUGAACUGCAUGUGUUAAGUUUACGUUGGGGUAUACAAAUGUUACGACAUAUCAGUUUUGAUAGAAAUCGUUUAUGUCGAGAUCACAUGCAACAGUGUACAGCAAAUAUACUUAUCAAUAGGAAUCUAUUGAAUUCUCCAAAGCAAUCAUUCCCUUCUACUACAGAUAAUAUGAAGUUAAACAAUGAACUGAAUGGAGUGGUUCAUUCUGGUAUGAAUAAUUCUCAUACUGUCACCACCAGCACAGCCACCAACGACAAGAACAACAACCUUACCAGUGGUUUAAACUCUUCUUCAAGACCAAAUUCAGUGAAUCAUGAAACUGAAGUAUACAUUUCCACUUAUCUUCCUAUACAAAUAUGCUAUUGGACACAACAAAGAGUAUUAGAUUGGUUACAAAGUAUUGAAUUGCCCGAGUAUGCACCGAAAUUAUUCGGUAGCGGUGUACAUGGAGCUUUAAUGAUUUUUGAAGAUCGUUUUACACCAGAUCUUUUAGCUGAUAUUUUACAAAUUUCACCUGUAAAAUCACUUGUACGACGACAUUUAACACAUAAAUUUAUCGAACUUGUCGGUCCAGAAAUAUGGAAACGUAAACAAGAAAAUGAAGUCAAUAAUUCGCUGACAUUAAAUUCAAAAAUCAAGCCAAGUAAAAAGAAGAGUUUGUUUCAUUCCACUCGUGGACAUAAAGGAAACGAUGAUGUUGAAGAACUUGUCUGCCCUAUAGAAAUUGAUCCUAAUCAUAUGAGCAUAUUUGCUGAUGAAGUCGAACUCAACUGUCAGAUCGAUUGUAAUCAACAACUGGAUCAACAGUCUGCAACAACUAUAAAUCCCAUUUCAACAAAUGGUCAACCAUUAGAACUACAAGAAACUGACAUAUAA
Trichobilharzia szidati is the source of this 3099-nucleotide messenger RNA. The record is from the annotation of a GenBank genome assembly. Lineage: Eukaryota; Metazoa; Platyhelminthes; Trematoda; Strigeidida; Schistosomatidae.